This is a messenger RNA of Bactrocera tryoni, 485 nucleotides long. RefSeq lists its product as uncharacterized. The coding region runs from base 9 to 431 and encodes 140 amino acids. The record is from RefSeq and is a predicted model, not a curated record. The transcript has a single exon. NCBI's taxonomy places the organism in Eukaryota, Metazoa, Arthropoda, Insecta, Diptera, Tephritidae.
UUCUAGGAAUGCUCGUUGGACCCGAUAUAAGAAAAUUAUUACAAGAUGAAGAAUUUUAUGGUCAUCUGUCGGAUAUGCAAAAGACAGCAUUUGACUUUAUGCAGCUGGUUAUAUCCGAAUUCCUUGGAAACUCAAAAGCACAAAACUAUGCAGAAAAUAUUGAAAGCAUGCUAAUCGGUUUUAACAAUAUUGGCGUUAAGAUGUCACUAAAGCUGCAUUUUCUGCACUCUCAUCUCAAGUUUUUUAAAGAAAACCUUGGAGCGGUUUCAGAUGAACGCGGUGAAAGGUUUCAUCAAGAUAUAAAGGUAUUGGAAGAAAGAUUCAAAGGGAAAUCCCAAAGUUCAAUGCUUGCUGAAUACGUAUGGGGCUUGUACAGAAACCUUGACACAUCGGAACAUUCACGUCAAGCUAAAUACAGGAAAGCAUAUUAAGUUUAAUCUUUAAUCCAUUGUCCUACUACUGCUGAAGCAAAAAAAUAAAUAUGU